ACUUUUUCAGACUUUCUUCUAUUAGUUCUUGUUUCCAUUAUUAGAUCGAAUAUGUAUCCGUUUUUGGCCACACAACAAUAUAUUAAUGAAAUGCUAAGAUUAGCUGGACCUGGAAUGAAAAUAAUUUUAAUGGAUAAAGAAACGACUACAAUUGUUUCAUGUGCAUAUACUCAAAGCGAAAUGAUGCUAAAGGAAGUGUUUUUGUUUGAACGACUAGAUUCUGGAAUUAUUAGAGAAACGAUAAAAUUUCUAAAAUGUAUAGUUUUUGUUCGGCCAACACCCGAAAAUAUCAAACUUUUAUCUGAUGAAUUAAAAUCUCCUAAAUAUGCGCAAUAUUAUUUAUACUUUUCAAACAUAAUCUCCAAAGCUGAUCUUAAAACGUUGGCUGACUCUGACGAGCAGGAAACUGUUAGAGAAGUUCGUGAAUUCUACGCUGAUUUCAUUCCUAUUUCUCCAUAUUUUGUCACACUUGACAUUCCAAAUCCAUACACUUCUCAACGAUUUUUAUUUUCGUCGUCGGCAUUUAGGCGAUGUUUACAAGCUUUAACAGCACUUUGCCUUUCUUUAAAUAAAAAACCUUCAAUUAGAUAUCAAAAAACAUCAAGCGACGCCCAAAGAUUAGCAGAGGAAUUAAUAAAACAACAAUCAAAGGAUGUAACAUUAUUUGAACAGUGUAAAACUGACGCCGUUUUGAUUAUUUUUGACAGAAGCGAAGAUCCUGUUUCUCCACUUUUGAAUCAAUGGACUUAUGAAGCAAUGGUUCAUGAAUUAAUUGGGAUGCAUAACAAUCGUGUAAAAUUAGGGAAUGAUGCUAAGGAUGAACAGAAGAAUUUAAUUUUGAGUUCCCAUCACGACGAAUUUUAUUCAAAGGUUUGUAUGAUACGUUGUUCAUAUAUGACUGACAUAAGUCUCAAAAUUGGGGUUUCCGGGUACUGGGAAUUCUUCUGA
Molecule: messenger RNA, 948 nt
Organism: Meloidogyne enterolobii
Lineage: Eukaryota; Metazoa; Nematoda; Chromadorea; Rhabditida; Meloidogynidae
Source: the annotation of a GenBank genome assembly